CUGGACUGCAGGGCAGGGAGCGGAGAUCGGGGUGCUGCAGGGCAGGUUCUGAGAUCGGGGUGCUGCUGGGGCCACAGAGCUGGACUGCAGGGAAGGGAGCGGAGAUCGGGGUGCUGCAGGGCAGGUUCUGCGAUCGGGGUGCUGCUGGGGCCACAGAGCUGGACUGCAGGGCAGGGAGCGGGGAUCGGGGUGCUGCAGGGCAGGUUCUGAGAUCGGGGUGCUGCGGGGCAGGUUCUGAGAUCGGAGUGCUGCUGGGGCCACAGAGCUGGACUGCAGGGCAGGUUCUGAGAUCGGGGUGCUGGAGGGCAGGCUGCUGAGAUCGGGGUGCUGCAGGGCAGGGUGCUGAGAUCGGGGUGCUGCAGGGCAGAGUGCUGAGAUCGUGGUGCUGCAGGGCAGGGAGCUGAGAUCGGGGUGCUGCAGGGCAGAGUGCCGAGAUUGGGGUGCUGCCGGCCAGGGAGCUGAGAUCGGGGUGCUGCAGGGCAGGGAGCCGAAAUCGGGGUGCUGCAGGGCAGGGAGCUGAGAUCGGGGUGCUGGAGGGCACGGUGCUGAGUUUGGGGUGCUGCUUUAUGGCUGCAGAGCAGUGAUCCUGUGAACAGGACGGGGUCCCGCAGUCUCCCCGGUAUCACCAUGCUGCUGAAGGAGUACAGGAUCUGCAUGCCACUCACUGUGGAGGAGUACAGAAUCGGACAGCUCUAUAUGAUCAGCAAGCACAGUCACGAGCAGAGCGACCGCGGAGAAGGCGUGGAGGUCGUACAGAACGAACCCUACGAGGACCCAGUACAUGGUCCAGGGCAGCUUACUGAGAAGAGAGUCUACCUGAACAGUAAACUUCCGAGCUGGGCGCGAGCAGUUGUUCCAAAAAUCUUUUACGUCACAGAAAAGGCAUGGAACUACUACCCAUAUACAAUCACAGAAUACACAUGUUCAUUCCUUCCAAAAUUCUCCAUACACAUAGAGACUAAAUAUGAGGACAACCAGGGGUGCAAUGACAACAUAUUUCAGAAUGAGCUGAAGGAACUGGAGCGCGAGGUUUGCUUCAUUGAUAUCGCGUGUGAUGAGGUUCCGGAAAGAUAUUAUAAGGAAUCGGAGGACCCCAGAACCUUUAGAUCAAAGAAGACGGGCCGGGGGCUUCUCAGGGACGGCUGGAGAGAGUCACAUCAGCCUAUCAUGUGUUCUUAUAAGUUGGUCGCUGUGAAGUUUGAGGUCUGGGGACUGCAGACACGGGUGGAGCAGUUUGUGCACAAGGUGGUGAGGGAUAUCUUGCUUAUUGGACACCGGCAAGCCUUCGCGUGGGUCGACGAGUGGUAUGACAUGACAAUGGAUGAAGUGCGAGAGUAUGAACGGACUACUCAGGAAGCUACCAACAAAAAAAUUGGGAUCUUCCCACCAGCCAUAUCAAUCACUGACAUUGCGCUGCCUUCCUGUUCCCGCAGCGGACCCUCCAGCGCACCUUCCACUCCUCUGACCACUGAGGCUCCAGAGUUUCUGACCAUCCCCAAAGACCGUCCCCGGAAGAAGUCCGCCCCAGAAACUUUAACGCUGCCGGACCCCGCCCUAAGUGCACAAAGCAUGUUUACCAGUAAUCAGUCCACUCAUCCCAAGUAACUGGUCAGAGCCCGAUUACACAUCCUGCAGCUAUGAGGGGGGUGUAAAACCCUUGAAGACAAGGAUGUAGUCAUAGAGGAACCCUGACGCCUUUCACAGCCAUGUACUCAAACCUCUGGUCUUAUUGGUUCUUACCCACUGCUCCCCUCUUCGUAUACCCUCUUGCUUGUUAUCCGACAGACUGUGACUUUUCACUCCGAACAUUUGCAUAAUGUAUUCUUCUAGAAACUAAAAGUUUUAGGUUUUUAAAGAUUUGAGGCUACAAUCACUGCUGCUUUUAACUGUAGAUAUGAGAAUUCGAGACAUAAGAAAGGGAAUACAUAAGCUCAAACGCGUUUUGCUCCACCCUAACUUUUGAUUCUCCAUGGGUCAAAUGCAAAGCUGUGUUCACCUUAAAGAGCAGAGGAAUCAUUUGCAUGUAUUUGAUCUGUAUAAGUGACUAUGAUGGGUAUAUAGCUUUGUGGAAUCCUGCCAUGACGCAGUGCUGCAUAACCAAGGACGUUCACAUUAUAGAGGCAGCCCUAGUGUCAGCUAUUGGGCUCUACACCAAACAUGGAGGAUAUGAAAGUAUUGCAACUCCUCUGCCCUACAGUGGAUAGGAAGGGGAGGUAAGAAACUUGUUUGUCCUACUGUCCUGGGAUAGAGGAGAGAUGUAGUGGUGAUACCCACCCUGUCCACUAUGUAGGCCCUUGCUUAUAACAUUGUAUUUCACAUUGCUUUGGCUACACACCCAGUAACACCUUGCAACUUUUGCACAACACCACUUUCUGGUUUUCAAUAGUUAGUGGAAGUGUUGCACGCACAAUGACAGUUUCCAUUGAAUAGUACGAUUAUUUACACAUUUUAGGGAAAUUUAAGGACAGCAAUGUCAUUUGGGUGGUUUCUGCCAAGCACGGUGGGAGUUGUAGUUUAGGUAUAGCCAUAAAAUAUGAAGACGGACGAGUAGUAACAUUUAAUAUUUUUGAUUGCCCGGAUGUCAAUGUCUUUUUAUUCCUGGAAAUAGAACAGUGACUUGCUGCUCCUCAGGGGCGCAGCUUAGAUGCCCUAGCGUGAAGCUUUCUUCUGCUUGGGUGCAUGUUAGACAUUAUAAUUGUAUUCUAGAUUAACGAGUAAGCACAUUCUCCAUACAGAUGUAGCAUGACAACACUGUGCUGGGCUAGGGACAGCAAGACAACAGAAGAUCAUAUUAGAGUCAUUUGUACAUAUUCCUCGAAGGAUAAGAUGAUCAGGUUCUUACUCAGUUGGUGUUUUUUUUUUUUCCAGCACAAAUCUUAGUCCCAUUGUUAUUAUUUUUUUUUAAUAAGGGUGCGGAAGGAACAGGUUGUAAAUAUACUUCUUACAAGUCUAGAAGGCAGGUACAACAAUAGAGGUUAUUAUGUCAGGCAGCUGGUCACAAAUGUUUCUUUUUUUUGUAUUUUAUUUCAGUAUUAGAUUUUUUUUAUUUUUUAUAAUGUCAUUGUGUUUCUUCCGUUCUCUUGUGCAUCGUAUUUACAUGUGUUGUGCGAGGUUGGGUGAUAAUACCGCCAUCCUCUAAAUACUUUGGUUAUUUUGUGACCUAGACAUGAUUUUAGUUUAAAUAGAAUUUGAACUGAUGAUAGGUUUUGGCCAGUGAUAUGAUAUAUCGAAAGAAAGGAGGAAAACUCAUUCACCACAUUCACCUGAUUAAGCCCUAAAAUCUAAAAAUUUUUGUUAAUUUUCUAUUUUUUUAAAUUAUAACCCUAUCGACCAGAAUAUCAAUCAGAUGCCACAAUUCCAUGAUUUUAGGGCACGGCUAUAUUUGUUGCUGCCAUAGACCGAUCCAAUACAAGUGCAUUUUGGCAGAUGUAAAGACAAAUUACACUCCUAAUUGAUUUUUCUUGUAUGUGCUGUACUUUAGUUUUUCUGGAUGAUAUAACUACCUGUAUUUUGCUACAUUAAGGCACUUGGUUCCCUUUUCGAUAGGUGUCCCGUAGACUGGAAGAACGUGAGAUUUUUUUAACAUAUUGUACAGUUUAGGCUCUUCCUAAUUUUUUGUAAUAAUUGUAAAUCAAAUUCUCAAUCCUGAUGACUUAAGUUCACUUUAAUAUGGAUGAACCUUGAAUUGCCUUCUACUGGGGAGAAUGGUAUCCAGGAUCUUCAGGUUGUCUACUGCCUCCACCUAAGGGCUCUGGACACUGAGGCUUCUUUGAUGCAGAAAUGGUAUAGGUCACCACUGACGUUAUUGAUAUGCGAGUCUGGCAUUUGCAUUAAUUUGUGCAAUGGUGUCAGAAAGGUAGUAAAUAACAGGCGAGGUUGGAUGAGAGGCUUCUGUCUGUCCCUAAAGCAACUGAUAUACACUCUAGUAGGUUAUGAUCUUCUACCCUACACACAGUCUUAUUCUUUAAUGAUCACCGGUCUGGGAGGAUCUGGUCAUACAUGGCCAGGGUGUUGGGUAAGGAUUUAGUACUACUAGACAGAAGAAGCAGCUGGGCACUGCAGGCAAGGAAGCUUAGUGGAUAUAGCCAACACUGGUGUAUAUAUGGCGGUGGGAUGAAACAUGAAGCAGGGUACAGCGGGGUGCUCACAUAUAGCAAUUGCAGUAAUCUUCAAAUGUGCAGAAAAAAAAAAGAGAAAAA
Molecule: messenger RNA, 4199 nt
Organism: Hyla sarda
Lineage: Eukaryota; Metazoa; Chordata; Amphibia; Anura; Hylidae
Gene: PITPNC1
Product: phosphatidylinositol transfer protein cytoplasmic 1
Exons: 9
Coding region: 628-1605 (325 amino acids)
Biological process (GO): phospholipid transport
Cellular component (GO): cytoplasm
Molecular function (GO): phosphatidylinositol binding; phosphatidylinositol transfer activity
Source: RefSeq, a predicted model, not a curated record